CAAACAAACUUUAUACAAUUAACUUUUUCUAAAACCAAUAAAUUAAAAACAAUGUGUGCUCAUAAGUAAUCAUAUUUAUAAUUUUUAGUAGUUUUUGCUGUAUCUACUUCAGUAAAGCAGGUGAAAUCAAAUGGCAGGUCACAACAAGUUUUCUAAAAUAAAAAGAAAAAAAGCACUUUUGGAUAUAAAAAGAAGUAAAAUGUUUUCCAAAAUAAUCCGUGAGAUAACAGUUGCAGCAGCUCGAGGCGGAAUCGACCCAAAAUUCAACCCGAGAUUACGACUUGCGAUCUUGUCCGGAAAAGAAGCCAACUUGCCAAAAGUCAGAAUAGACGAAGCGAUAAAGAAGGCCUCUUCCCCAACUGACACUAGUCUUUACAAGGAAGUGAAGUACGAAGGUUACGCUGCUUCCGGCGUUGCAGUCAUUGUUGAGACUCUCACGAACAACAAGAACCGAACAGUCCAAGCAAUCCGCUCGACAUUCACCAAGUACGGCGGAGCCCUGGGAGAAAACGGCUCAGUGAGUUUCAUGUUCAAAAACAUGGGACUUAUAACAUACCCGAAAGAAACUAAAAGUGCAGAUGAAAUGAUGGAUCUUGCGAUCGAAGCGGGUGCAGAGGAUUGUCAGCUUGUAGAAGAUGAACAUGAAAUAUUGUGCAACAUGGAGAACUUUCAUACGGUCAGAGAGUUUCUAGAGAAGAAUUUGGGUGAAGCGAGCAGUGCAAAGUUGAUCUGGAAACCUAAUAGCACUUUGACUUUGGACCAUGAGAAAACUACUAAAGUGCUGAAACUGUUGGACGUGUUGGAAGAUCUCGAUGAUGUUCAGAAUGUGUGGUCGAAUAUAGAUAUUCCGGAUGAUUUUAAUAUAGAUGAGAUAUAACGGU
Messenger RNA from Macrosteles quadrilineatus (aster leafhopper), 881 nucleotides. RefSeq names its product probable transcriptional regulatory protein GOX1679. Bases 131 to 877 code for a protein of 248 amino acids. Lineage: Eukaryota; Metazoa; Arthropoda; Insecta; Hemiptera; Cicadellidae. The transcript has a single exon. Gene Ontology annotation, cellular component: mitochondrion. The record is from RefSeq and is a predicted model, not a curated record.